CCAUAGUACCAUUUCAAAUUUCUUUCAUGACGGAUUGACGAUUCGUUCAUGUCGAUUCAAUUGUGUUUUAAGUUUGGUUGAAAGUGAUAUGUUUGUGGCGUGGUGAUUUGUGUAAAUUGUUUGGUAUAUUUUAAUGUAAAUAACCUACGAACGAAUUGUUAGCAAACAUGAUAUAUUUAAAUUAAAAAAUAGAGCUAUAUCCAUACGAUAAAAUGAAUUUGACAAAAAAGUAUUCUGUAAUUCCAAGAAUUCUUUUUCCAAAAACAGGUUUUUUGAGUUUUCAGGGUCAUUACGUAAAUAGAAAUAAAGGCAGUCAUGAUCAUUGCCAUGGGUUAAAUCAACAGACGCGUUCUUUCAUCAGCUUUUCAAGGCCCUCUCGAACAAGAAAAUACUCUGGCAGGCAGUUAGUAGGGUACACCAUGGAUCAAAUGUUCGAAGUGGUUUCAGAUGUUGGAAGUUACUACCAGUUUGUACCCUGGUGUAAAAGAUCAGUUGUGCUCAAGAAGACACCUCAAUUUCUUCAAGCAGAUUUAAUUGUUGGAUUUCCGCCUAUAAAUGAAAGCUACACCUCUAAGGUGACUCUAGUCAGGCCUCAUUUAGUGAGAGCUGAAUGUAUGGAUGGCAAAUUGUUUGAUCACAUGCUAACACUAUGGCGAUUCAGCCCAGGCUUAAAAAGAGAACAGCAGUCAUGUGUUGUUGAUUUCCAAAUCACCUUCCAAUUCAAAUCAGUGUUCCAUUCUCAUCUAUCGAAUUUAUUUUUUGAUCAAGUCGCUAGGCAAAUGGAGGGAGCGUUUAUAAAAGAAGUAGAAAGGCGUAACGGACCUGCAACUAUGCAACCAAGAAACCUUCUAGUUAACACCAAUACCAAUCAUGCCCUUAAAAGUUGACACUAUUAGAGACAUAACUAGACAAAUUUAUGUAUUUAUUUAUUGUAAUUGUGAUAUUUGAAAUGUAUAGUGAG
This is a messenger RNA of Amyelois transitella, 961 nucleotides long. RefSeq names its product coenzyme Q-binding protein COQ10 homolog A, mitochondrial. Gene Ontology annotation, cellular component: mitochondrion. The transcript is spliced from 3 exons. The record is from RefSeq and is a predicted model, not a curated record. Lineage: Eukaryota; Metazoa; Arthropoda; Insecta; Lepidoptera; Pyralidae. Gene Ontology annotation, molecular function: ubiquinone binding. The coding region runs from base 213 to 887 and encodes 224 amino acids. Gene Ontology annotation, biological process: ubiquinone biosynthetic process; cellular respiration.